Molecule: messenger RNA, 1479 nt
Organism: Acanthosepion pharaonis
Lineage: Eukaryota; Metazoa; Mollusca; Cephalopoda; Sepiida; Sepiidae
Source: the annotation of a GenBank genome assembly
AUGCAGGAGGCGGGAAAAUGCAGGCGGCGGGAUCGAUACGUCUGUCUUUUCAUAUCUAUCUAUCUAUUUAUCUAUUUAUCUAUCUAUCUAUCUAUCUAUCUAUCUAUCUAUUUUUUUUUUCAUAUCUACAGGAGUCACUUACACAUGCACCAUACUAAAUCUAUCAAAUUGUCUAAGCAUAUCUAUCUAUCUAUCUAUCUAUCUAUCUAUCUAUCUAUCUAUCUAUCUAUCUAUCUAUCUCAAUGUGUUCAUAUCUAUCCAUCUAUCUAUCUAUCUAUCAUUGUCUUUUCAUUAUCUAUCAACGUAUCUUCUUAUCUAUCUAUCGCGGUCAGUAUCUAUCUAUCUAUCUAUCUAUCUAUCUAUCUAUCUAUCUAUCUAUCUAUCUAUCUAUCUAUCUAUCUUUGCUUAUAUCAGUCUAUGUAUUUAUCUCAAUCUAUCUAUCUAUCUUUAACUGUAUUUUCAUUAUCAAUCUACUUCUUAUCUAUCGCGGUCAGUAUCUAUCUAUCUAUCUAUCUAUCUUGUUUAUAUCUGUCUGUGUAUUUAUCUCAAUCGGUACAUAUCUAUCUAUCUAUCUAUCUAUCUAUCUAUCUAUCUAUCUAUCUAUCUGUCAUUAUAUUCAUGUCAAUCUAUCUAUCUAUCUCAUUAUGUUCAUGCCAAUCUAUCUAUCUAUCUAUCUAUCUAUCUAUCUAUCUAUCUAUCUAUCUAUCUCAAUGUGUUCAUAUCUAUCCAUCUAUCUAUCUAUCUAUCUAUCUAUCUAUCUAUCUAUCAUUGUCUUUUCAUUAUCUAUCAACGUAUCUUCUUAUCUAUCUAUCGCGGUCAGUAUCUAUCUAUCUAUCUAUCUAUCUAUCUAUCUAUCUAUCUAUCUAUCUUUGCUUAUAUCAGUCUAUGUAUUUAUCUCAAUCUAUCUAUCUAUCUUUAACUGUAUUUUCAUUAUCAAUCUACUUCUUAUCUAUCGCGGUCAGUAUCUAUCUAUCUAUCUAUCUAUCUUGUUUAUAUCUGUCUGUGUAUUUAUCUCAAUCGGUACAUAUCUAUCUAUCUAUCUAUCUAUCUAUCUAUCUAUCUAUCUAUGUCAGUCUCUUCAUGUCUAUCUAUCUAUCUAUCUAUCACUGUCUUUUCAUUAUCUACUUGUAUCUUAUCUAUCACGGUCAGUAUCUAUCUAUCUAUCUAUCUAUCUAUCUAUCUAUCUAUCUAUCUAUCUAUCACUGUUUUUCAUUAUCUAUCUAUCUAUCUAUCUAUCUAUCUAUCUAUCUAUCUACUUGUAACUUCAUACCUAUCUAUGUCAGUCAUUUCAUAUCUAUCUAUCUAUCUAUCUAUCUAUCUAUCUAUCUCUUUUUUGAUCUAUUAUUUGAUAUAUACUUUUAUACCUUGCAAUGUCUGUCCGUCCGUUUGCACCUAAGUUUCCACUUCUUUGUGUUUACAUCAACAUGCCUAUUCGCUACACUGUUUUUUCUUCCCAGCAAGAAAAAUCUAAUUAUAUAA